Bufo bufo (common toad) is the source of this 1797-nucleotide messenger RNA. RefSeq names its product hes related family bHLH transcription factor with YRPW motif 1 (gene HEY1). The coding region runs from base 133 to 1023 and encodes 296 amino acids. The record is from RefSeq and is a predicted model, not a curated record. Lineage: Eukaryota; Metazoa; Chordata; Amphibia; Anura; Bufonidae. Gene Ontology annotation, molecular function: RNA polymerase II cis-regulatory region sequence-specific DNA binding; protein dimerization activity; DNA-binding transcription factor activity, RNA polymerase II-specific. Gene Ontology annotation, cellular component: nucleus. Gene Ontology annotation, biological process: regulation of neurogenesis; anterior/posterior pattern specification; Notch signaling pathway. The transcript has 5 exons.
CAGGCGCCAGUGCGCGGCCUCCCCUCCCUCUCCCACACACCAUGUAAGAGGCGAACCGUGGGAAAGAGACAGCCAGAGGAGGCAGCAGCCCGGGUGACAGCAGCAGCGCCGCCACUUCUCCUGACCGCAGCCAUGAAGAGGACACACGACUACAGCUCCUCGGACAGCGAGCUGGACGAGAACAUCGAGGUGGAGAAGGAGAGCGCGGACGAGAAUGGGAAUCUGAGUUCGCCUCCUGGUUCUAUGUCUCCGUCCACAACUUCCCAGAUCUUAGCAAGGAAGAGGCGCAGAGGGAUCAUUGAGAAGCGCCGGCGGGACAGGAUUAAUAACAGCUUGUCUGAGCUGCGGAGACUGGUUCCCAGCGCGUUUGAGAAACAGGGUUCGGCCAAAUUGGAAAAAGCUGAGAUUCUUCAGAUGACGGUGGAUCAUCUUAAGAUGCUGCACACUGCAGGGGGCAAAGGCUACUUUGAUGCCCAUGCCCUUGCAAUGGACUACCGCAGCCUGGGUUUCAGAGAAUGUCUCGCUGAGGUUGCCCGCUAUCUGAGUAUCAUUGAAGGACUGGACAAUGCUGACCCUCUCCGAGUACGACUGGUUUCUCAUCUCAACAACUAUGCCUCCCAGAGAGAAGCUGCCAACAGUGCCCACACCAGCAUCGGACACAUACCAUGGGGAGGCGCCUUUGGGCACCAUCCUCAUCUCUCCCACCCCUUACUCCUGGCACAGACUCCGCACACAAACGCAAGCAGCACAACGUCUUUGACAGAAGCCCACCACCAGAGCAGACUUCCAGGGUCACCGCACGCCGACUCCACCACUCUACGGGUUCCCUCUACGUCAGUUCUUCCAGUGGUGGCUCCUUCAAAACUCUCUCCUCCUCUGCUCUCCUCCAUGGCGUCCCUCUCGGCAUUCCCGUUUUCUUUCGGAUCCUUCCACUUAUUGUCUCCAAAUGCACUGAGCCCAACGGCGCCGGUCCCUACGGGAAAACCCUACAGACCCUGGGGCACGGAGAUUGGAGCCUUUUAGGACUUUUCCGCGAACUGAAUAGUUUUUAUGCAAGGGGUGAUCUGGGGGGGGGGGGGGGGAUCUAAGGUCCAGCUGUGCUGGGCAUCUCACAGUGUAUUUGCCAGUCUGUCUGAUACCAUGGUACCACUGCAAAAACAAUUUCACUUGUAAUGACUUUGUUUUUUUUUUUAGCAUUUCGUGAACACUGUACGACCCGCGACUCUUAUCAGGUCCCGGCUGAGGAGUUAAUAUAACUUGCUUUGUAAUAUUUUCAGUGCGUGCCCCAACAUGGGGGGGGGGGGGCAUUGUAACCGAUAGUUUAGAGGUUUUGCUCAAUCUUCCUAUUAAAAUGUUUUAGUCUUAAUUUGUGGAAAUUUUCGUUCAGCAAUAACAAUGUACUUUUUUUUUAUUUUAAAGUUUUGCUAAUCUUUGAGUUGAGAUGUUCUAUGAGAGAGGUCCUCCGUAUGUAAGUAGUAUUCUUGAAUUUUAUAUUGCCACGCGUUGACAAAUCACAAGGACCAGCUUUACCAAGUGCAGGCCGGGGAGUGCCCAUCCAAGGAGUCUGGAAUAUCCAACCCAUCCCCCAUCUUCUAAUCUGUCUCCAGUCCGCUGCACUAAAACCUUAUUUAACAGGUAGACUAAUUUAAGAGGAGCGCCCGUUGUUCCCCCUGUAUAUAUGUCACUUCUGUGCAUGGAUGCAUUUUUCCUUUUUUAAUAUAUAUAUUUUUUUGCUGUACUGGGUUUAAUCACUGUUGUACUGGUCUACUGUGACUAAAUAAAAGAGUCCAAGCGUGA